AAUACCUUGUACUGAAAAAAAUAAAGAUUCAUAAUCUCAUCUUCCAUGACACUCUUCUUUUCCUUUCCAAACUACCGAGUUUUUUUUUAACAAUGUAACACGACUGCAACGUGGAACAACCGAAAAACAAGGAAACAAAGUUGCCAACUCAGUCGAGAAGUACAUGUUCGAAGCUUUUUUUAGUAACUAUUACUCCUCAAAGCACAAAAUAUUUCUCAAGUAAGAGACCUUGAACCCACCUGAUUCCAAAUCUUCUUCUCUAAAGUUUUCUCUUUUCGAUUACGCUUUACCUCAACUAAAGAGAAUCAUCUUGUCAUUAAAGCUCUUCUAUCUCAAACUUCAUCUUUUUGAAAAUACUAUUAUCAAGUCAAGAUGCUCAGCCAAAAAUAGUUCAAAGAUUUUGUUUUGAAAAUUUUAACGAAAUCAAAGUUGCAGAUAUCAGAUUUGAUGACCCUUUAACGUCAAUUUGUAGAUCGAGGUAGCUUAUUUGUUUGAAAAAGUUGCAUCUUUGAUAACCAUUUCAAGGUUUAGCUAGAAGUGAAGUUUCCAUUACAGAAGUUUAAAGCUUAGCAAAAUAAGAUGUCUUGCCCAUCAAACGGCAUCGUUUUCAAUGGAAGUCAGUGCCGCUGCCCGGUGGGGAACCUUCUGAACCGGACAACCAACCGCUGCGUUCUCUUUUCAGCUCACUCCACCAUCACCACCGACCAGGGGGUUGACUACCACGCCUUGACCUUUCCAGGGAUCACCAAUGAGAUUGAGACCAUUAGGACAUUAUUGCAGUCUCAGGCGUUGUUCUUGUAUACAACCCUGGUCAUGGUUCUCUCCUGGUUCGCAUUAUGCCUUUUCCUGAGGUUGAUGAAUCCGGGCAAUGAUGGAAAAAGCAUUUGGUUUAAGCUCAGAUGGUGGGUUAGCAGAUUGGACAUUUCCUUUGCCACCAGUCAUUGGCUGGAUGAUCAGAAGGUGGUUAAGAAGCGGAAAACAGAACUUGGUGGCACUUUCUCAAUAGCUAGUUGGACAAUCUUCAUUGGUUUAUUUGCUGCGUUGCUUUUCGAAAUCAUAUCCAGGAAUACCAUUGAGGUGCAUAGCGUCAGAGCAACCAAUAGACCCGACUUGGCUUCAUUUGUUAAUGACAUGGAAUUCAAUAUUACCACUUUAUCAAGUAUGAGUUGUUCAAACUUAAGAGACCUUGGUACUUUAGUUACUGGAAAUCCUGGCUCUAUUGACUAUAAAAGUGUUCCACUGUCAAACUUUGGAAACUACUCUUGUAAAAACACCAGUGAAGGACCAACCGUUAUUCUCAAGUGUGAUGGAUGUCAACCCAUUAGUGACAAUUUAUACAUCUCCUGGCACUUUGUUGAUCUACCGAACAAUCCUGCAACUGCUGUUGGAUUUCAGUUCAACCUUACUACGAGGAGUCAUGCCAACAAGAGACAUGUGAGUUUUGUUAGUGGAAUAGUAAAGAAUGGGAGUACUUUUAAUGACAGACCUGUGACUUUUAGAGGAAGGGAUACAAAUAUACUGAAGUUCAGUUUAUUUCCCAAAAUUUACCAUAAUCUAGAGGAUCUAAGGCUCAUCCAACCUCUCUUUCAUGCGUUUGUGCCUGGUUCUCAUUUUACUGACACAAAUCAGCUGCAAACAUCUCUAGCUAGCUCCAGUGAUGGAACACUCAACACCACUUUGUAUAUCAACUUUCUUUCUUCCUACAUUGUUGAAAUCGAUGAUCUAAGAGCUACCGGUUUGGUGAGCUUCCUUGCAAAUCUUGGUGGCUUGUAUUGCAUCAGUAUUGGCAUUUUUUUCUUCUUACUAGUUCAAUUUGAAUGUAGAAUAAAAAAGCUUCGCCAUGAAGAUAGCACGUUAAGAAUGAUUAGAAAUCGGAAAAAAACACUAGAACGCUGGGAAAAGUUGAGGAAAUAUGUGAUGUACACAUGGGGCUUUAGCAUAUUAGAUGAUGACCACGACAACAAGAAAAAUGGAUCAUGUUGCAGUGGUGAUAUGCUAAAAUCUAUCAGCGGAAAAGGAUCAUCACAAAAACAUAGGCAACAGAGCAGAACAGAUUCUAAGAUUCCUGCUCCAAAUCAUUCCCACACUAGUAGAACCAAGUCUCUGAUACCAGGAACUGCUUUGAGUCUUGAAGAGAAGUCAGACUCUCGGGGUGAACACUCACAGAAACAUGAGGAAGAACAACAAUCCAGUGGAUCAUGCAAGGAAAGUUCAUCCCAACUUGUUUCAUUCUCUUUAUCUCAUGCCAACAUUCCUCUACCACCUACCUUAGAUUUGAAGGAUUCUUCAGAAAUGGAUAUGUCUGAUGUUCAAAAGAAUCUCAAAUGUUUGUACGAGUACAAUGUCAUGCUGAGGGAGAAAUUUUUAUCUGUGCAAUCUACGCUUCAUGAGUUAGCAACAAAGUCCUUGCCUCAUGCAAAUGAUGACAUUCCUAACACCUCAUAGUUUUUCAAGCAAGUGUGAGUAUGCAUCAGUCUACAUUGCCCACGUUCCAAGUUUCUGUCAGAUUUUGCAUGAAACUCUUUUGGUCAGUUCUACUGGGAGAAUCAAAUGACAUGCACAGAGUCACUGUUGUAUUCAAGGCUUGGCUUCAUCUUAGAUGAGCAAUAACGUUAUGUUUCUGACAUGCUUAGGGGAAGUGUUGCCAACCUUUCCAAAAUUGUUGUUGGGAAGGUUCAAAGGUGUCACUUCCCUUAGGAUUGAUGGAAUUGGACCUUCCAAUUGAUUGAAGCUCAAAUCUAAUUUCAGGGAAACUAGGCAAUUCUAUUGACGAAUUUGCAGCUUUCCACUGAUAUUCACGAGUUUGAAUCAGAAGAUAGUUCAUCCCAUAGCCAAGUAGGAUUGGUUUCGGAAGUCGAAGUACUAGAAAUGCCAAGCUGAGCUCAUAAGUAGCUCUUCUGAGUGCGACUCCAAUCAGUAUGGAUGUUCACAAGUCAGAAGCAAAAUCAAAGUACUUAAACUGGAACAGCUUUGAGAAAUGGGAUGAAGAAAUCACAACCUCUCAUAGCAUAAAACUCUGUGUGUAGCUCUGAGAAGUUUCCAACAUAUAAUCUCUGGCACUGCUCCAUUUAGGUGGCUUUCAGUAAGAUUCAAAGAUUUCAGCCAUGGAGACUUUUGUAACAUCAGGGCAUGGCCUCAUAGUCAUUUAGCUGACUGUGCAUCAACACCAAGAAUUGUUGUGGUCAAAACCGGCGAACAAUAGGUGGGCAGGGCAGCUUUCCUUUUCUCUUGUUUGAAGCAAGACUACAAGUGGACACAUUAUACAGCUGUUGAGAAUGUUGUGUUUGUGUACCAUAUUUUUUCUGAAAAUCGUCGAGAGAGACAAGUUCUAUUUGUCUUUUUCAACCUCAUUGCAUAUUGGAACUGUCGAAAGAAUUUAUUGAUUUAAAAAAGAAAAAUAUAUAUUUUAUUGACAAUUCA
Humulus lupulus (European hop) is the source of this 3420-nucleotide messenger RNA. RefSeq lists its product as uncharacterized. The coding region runs from base 580 to 2445 and encodes 621 amino acids. The record is from RefSeq and is a predicted model, not a curated record. Lineage: Eukaryota; Viridiplantae; Streptophyta; Magnoliopsida; Rosales; Cannabaceae. The transcript has 9 exons.